GAUUCAUGGGUCACCUACGAUAUCUUGUAUCUAUUGCUUGUCUAUUGAUGAUAUGUUUGAAUGUUUGUCUAGCGUUCCCAAUGUGGUAUGGUCAUCCAAUUAUCAUAGGAGAUUACGGGCGAGCAAGAAACUGGUGGGAAAAUGGCAAUGUUGACCAUGGAGUGUUCAGUGGGUGGGGUUUAACCGGACCACGCCCUGUCAAUAUAGAUUCAAUGGCGGAUUCAGAUGAUACAAUUUAGAUUUCCUUUCAAUAUUGUGACAUACUUUUAUUAUUGCUCCUCUAAAAAUUGUGUCAAAUGCUUUGCCAACAAGUUGUAAAAACAGCAUUUAUACAAAAUUUAUUGAAAUUUCCCAUUCAUUAUUGUCAAAUUGGUCACGUUUUAUUGUAUGGUGACGUCGUUUCGUCAAAAAUGUUAUAUCAAAACUCAGAUCACGUGAUGUGAUGCGACGAGAUUUGAUUGGACACCUACAUAAAUAUUAUUCCAACGGCUUUUAACGCUACAUAUCCACUUUAUAAUCCAUUUGAUUUGUAUCUUCCAUCUAAGUACUAUUAAAUAAUGAAAACAAGUCUGAAAUGUUGUUAUAGAAUUUAUGUGACGCUGAAACAACAUAGAUGUUAAGAAGCUGCUUUGGAACGCUUCUGUGUGUCACGACAAAGCGCCAAACGGCGCGUAGUUGGACUUUCGUCUUGUCGCUAACGAUGGACGCCAAACGGCGCGGUGUCGUGCGGCGUGUUGUUGCGAUGUCACAUUGUCGCUCGGCUCAAGUCGAAGGUUUGGCUUAUAAGCCACGCGACAGGGCGACAUCGCGACAACGUCCCGCACGACAACGCACCGUUUGACGUGCUACGCUACAGACAGGACGCCAAGACGACAGUGCGAUAACGUGCCGUUUGUUGUCGCUAUCGACAACGCAACGCGCAAAGGGUACCAAAUCAGCCACCAUAAAGAUGUUACAUUAGGAAUGUCGUAAAAAUAAUCUUGUAUACCAAGACCAUGUGACACUUUCUUGUUCAUGUUUUUUCUUUCUUUUCGUUUUGAUUUUGUUUAUUUUUGUGUGUGUGUUUGUUUUUGUUUGUUCUGUCUUGUUCUUUUUGUUUUUUUGUCAUAU
Ruditapes philippinarum (Manila clam) is the source of this 1110-nucleotide messenger RNA. RefSeq lists its product as uncharacterized. The record is from RefSeq and is a predicted model, not a curated record. Lineage: Eukaryota; Metazoa; Mollusca; Bivalvia; Venerida; Veneridae.